Molecule: messenger RNA, 2419 nt
Organism: Liolophura sinensis
Lineage: Eukaryota; Metazoa; Mollusca; Polyplacophora; Chitonida; Chitonidae
Product: asc-type amino acid transporter 1-like
Exons: 10
Coding region: 248-1672 (474 amino acids)
Biological process (GO): amino acid transmembrane transport
Cellular component (GO): membrane
Molecular function (GO): L-amino acid transmembrane transporter activity
Source: RefSeq, a predicted model, not a curated record
UAUACAUACCAUUGAACGAUUUCGACUGUGGAGAUAUACUCUAUAACAUUGGUAGGGUUUAACAGUAUUGUCGUUAUUAGGGAGUAGUCUCUCUGGAUAUAGCACCGACUCCAGUGCUGAGAAUUGGAUAUCAUACUGCUUUCCAAGACACCUGACAACACCUUCCUAAGAUCAAUAGAAUCCUCACAAUCAGCCUCUGCACGUACAUGCAUGACCUGUGACGGAAGUUGAGGGACUUCUCACCAAUAUGGCGACUUCACCGCAGAGCGGACAGGCGACCGAACUGAAGAAAACAGUUAACUUUAAACAGUGCACGGCAAUUCUCAUAGCCUUAACGGGACACAUCGCCAUCUUUAUCCGUCCCUCAGACAUUCUGGCGAACAUCGGCUCCAUCGGUGGCUUCUUCAUAUUUUUAUUGGUGAGCGGCCUGACAUGUUUACUCCUGGCCCUGUGUUUUGCCGAGGUCGGGACGAUUUACCCGAAAGCCGGCGGUCCUUACGCCUUCGUGUUGAUCGUGUUCGGUAGUCUGCCCGCCUUCAUAAUCAUGUGGGGAUACAUAUGCCUUAUUGUGGGACCCUUCUGGGUUAUCAUGGCUCACACUGCCGUUCUAUACCUGGUCAAACCAUUCUACCCAAACUGUGACCCCCCGGAGACCGUCCUCAAAUUACUUACAGCCUGGACCCUGGUCACUGUGGUUGUGAUCAACUGUCUGUACAUGAAGUACAUCACCCGUGUCCAAACGUUCCUGAGCGGAACCAAGAUGGUGGCCAUGUUGAUCUUGAUCAUCGUCGGUUUGAUCCAGUUUGCACAAGUUCACAGUUUGGCGGGAAACGUGGAUUCCAUAGUGCCUUCUCCACAAACGACGAAGACGGCUCGUUGGCAUUUUCCGGUUUCUACUGCACAUAUUAAGCAAUCGGCGAUCAUCUCGUCUGGUAGUGUGGUCGUGCUGGAGAUUUUCGUGUACGUACCACUGUCCCUGUACACUUCGUUUGCCGUCCUGAUCGGGUUCUACAUCCUCAACAACAUGGCCUACCUGACACUUCUGACACCACAGGAGAUGAUCCACUCUAACGCCGUAGCCUUGAUGUUUACGGAUCGUGUGGCCCCGCCCCUGACUCCUGUCAUCUCCAUUCUGGUGGCCGUUGCGGCCAUUGGCGUACUAAAUGCUUCCAUCUUAGGUCAUUCCAGAUUAGCAUUCGCCGCAGCAAGGUCCGGUCAUCUCCCUCGAGUCUUCUGCAUGAUCAACCGGAAGUACCUGACGCCUUGGCCUGCCAUUGGCCUACUGUUGCUCAUCUCUCUGACCAUGCUGUUCACCGGUUCUGUGUCACUUCUCGUCGACUUCAUCAGUUUCUUUUCCAUCUUCCUAUCCCUUACCGUUGUUUGCUGCCUGCUCUUCCUCCGAUGGUCCCAGCCAAAUAUUCACCGACCGCUGAAACUAAAUUUGGCCAUUCCCAUUUCGCAACUUUUCGUCACUAUCUUUGUGGAAGCGUUAGCCAUUUAUACACGUCCGCGGAAGUUGGGUCUGGCCAUUCUCAUCGUCGCUGCCGGACUUCCGGUCUAUUGGGUGGGAGUCUGCUGGAAAAACAAACCUAGGAUGAUACGUAGGAUAUCAGAUCAAAUUACUCGCGUAAUACAAUGUGUAUUUGACGUGAACUAUCCUCAGAACAUUUGAUCUUCCUAUCAGCACAGACUAUGGUGCCCAAUUUGUCGCGUAUUGGUGCCCAUUUUGUCGCGUAUUGGUGCCCAUUUUGUCGCGUAUUCCAAGACCAUGUCAGUUAUUGUGGAGGACUUCAGAUCUCAUCCUGCUGACCGGAAGUGGUGAUUUAUGCGGAGUGCUUUGGGAGGUAAAUGUGGACCACAAAAGGGUACAUAAUCAUGGAACAAAUUGUGACAUGCCGUCAAACGUUUGAAAUCAUAUCUGGAGACUGCUGGACACUUCAGCACCAUGAAUGUGGUCCAAAAUAAAACAAACAUUUCUUUGCUGUGUAGACCGCCGCCUUUAGUACCUUUAACAUCUGAGCUUACUUUUUAUGGUCCACCCCAGAUUUUUAUGAGAAUGACUAGAACUUUGCCAGAAGGAUAUUAGCACCUGAUUUAUUGCUGGACUGGUUGCCAGUAGAUCUUCAGGACAUUUGACAAUACUGUUGGACCAACUGCAAGUAGAUAUUUUCGACAUUUAAAAAUACUGAUUCAACGUUAACCAGAAUAUCACAAUUUAAACAGCUUCUUUCCGAUUAAUUGCUUUACCAUUUGUCAAUAGAUCUCCAUGACAUCAUAUUUAGGGCUACUUCUUGACCGUUUGCUAGUAGAUAUUCAAGGCAUCAGAUAACUGCACAGUGCCAGACACGACAUCGGAAAGUACUAGAAUUAGAUUCUACUUCUGUAUACGAGUGUACAAAUGUGCAAGUUUGAACACAAC